Molecule: messenger RNA, 2344 nt
Organism: Temnothorax curvispinosus
Lineage: Eukaryota; Metazoa; Arthropoda; Insecta; Hymenoptera; Formicidae
Gene: Edc3
Product: enhancer of mRNA-decapping protein 3
Exons: 6
Coding region: 347-1741 (464 amino acids)
Biological process (GO): deadenylation-independent decapping of nuclear-transcribed mRNA; P-body assembly
Cellular component (GO): P-body
Molecular function (GO): mRNA binding
Source: RefSeq, a predicted model, not a curated record
UGCCAGCUCGUAUAAAUUUCGGCUUGUUGUUUAUAAUUACGGAUUUGUUCGCCUCGCGAGGCUACACGAACGUCGCGAGAAAAACGUUCAAGAAUCUUCACGGUCGGAGAACGGAGUACGAAGGAAAAAAUCAUAGUCACGCACACAAUAUGUGUGCGAGGUAGCCGGAGGUAUACGACGAUACGAGCCGACAUACGGGGUGGCGAUUCGUUCCGAUGCCGCACGCCAAAUCGCAGGAAUAGUGCGCAACAAUUAAGUGCGAUUAUCGCUGCGUCGUCGCGAUUUACUCUUUCCCCGUUGUUUAAUCGUCUUUAUCUCUACCGCCGUCGAUUCAGUUUCAGGCAAGAUGUCCGAACAGUUUCUGGGUUGUACAGUUUCGGUGAAGUGUAUCGACGAUGUUGCUUACCAGGGUAAGAUUAUCGAUCUAAAUGAGGACAGUUUGACCCUGGCUAAAGCAUUUUGCAAUGGCAUGCCUCAUACUUCUUCCAUUGUUAGCUUGAGUGUGAAGGAUAUACAGAAUCUUAAGAUUAUAUCAAACGAGGAAGCAGGAAAUGUGAAUGAUACGCACAGUAAGGUGAUUGUAAAGAGACCGAUUGCGAAAAGGGUCGGGCGAUCUAUUUCAGAAUGCGUUUCAAAUGCGGUGCAAGCGGGAAGUUCUCAGACGCAGACGAAUUUCAAAAAGCCUGCGGAACCUAACCAGCAGCAAGUGGAGCAGACUCCUAAUGGGAAAAUACCUCCAAUCGAAAAUAAUGCGUCUUACAACAAAUCAAUCCCAAAAAAAUUAACUCACAGGCAAAGAGCACUAGAAAGGGAUGAACAUACCUUUGGUACUCCGAUUGAUCAGUCCCUACAGCAGGACUUUGAUUUCGAAAAGAAUUUAGCAUUGUUCAAUAAAGAGGCUGUGUGGCAAGAAAUAAACUCUUUGAAGCCGGAUAUCGUUAGGCAGUCGGAAAGCAAUCGAGGUAUCUACCGGCCUGACGAAAAUAUUCUUGUAUCCGAGCCUACAGUACUUAGACAGAUUGUGGUGCCUUGUCGUGGUGAAAAGGAAUAUGUUACAGACAACGGUCUAGUAAUUCCCAGCAUCACUCUCAACCUACAUCGGCAGUUAAUAGGUGCGGCAGAUAGAUUGGGAAUAAGUUGGGAACGCAGGGUGGAACUGCUCGGUCGCGCCGGUGCUGAACUUACCUUACAGCUGUUGGGCGGAAGUCAUCGGUUGAAUCCGAAUAAUGCGCAUCAGUGGCCCACUGUGGUCGCGCUGUGUGGACCGCAUCGUUCCGGCGCCGCGGGUAUCAACUGCGCCCGGCAAUUGUCCAGUCACGGUGUGAAGACGAUCGUAUUCUUGGAGAAUACGGAAGAUGUAUUUCUCCUGCAGGAGCUGUCGCUAUACAGGUUAACGGGGAACAAGGUAGAGACCAAGGUCAGGAAUCUACCAACGGUGGAUCUGAUAAUUGUAGCGCUCUGCGACGAGGAUUCGCCUAGAAUGAUUACUCCAAUAGCGAGAUGUUUCCAGAGUAAUCGAGCGCCCGUGCUGGCUAUCGAACCACCGGCGACGGGUACACCGGGUAUACCCAGUAAAUUCAGCCUGUUGGGUGCCCUACCGCUGUCGCACAGCGUCGACAACGGCAGAUUGUACCUGUGCAAUCUCGCGUUGCCAAACAAGGUGUACUCCGACGUCGGCAUCACGUAUAAAUCGCCGUUCGGACCUAAAUUCGUAAUUCCUCUACAUUCCAAUAACUCUUAGCAAAUUUUUAAGGAUCACGUCGUGUCUUUUUGAAUAGACGCCUCCGUUUUAUCAUGCGCGAUUUGUAAACCUCGUAUACAGGGAAAUAUAUUUUACUUCCGGAGCCCACUAAGUAACAAAGAGUUUAUAUAUAGUUUGGCGUUUGAUAUAAACUUUUAGAUGAACUUUUAGGGAAAAAAAGAGAGAGAGAGACAAAGAAAGCCCAUGGUGUACCAUAAUACUUUUCACAUUAAUUGCACGGUAUCCGCGGAUGACACAAUGCAUACUAUUUCCGAUAUUGUAAUACUUCAAAAGCUGUAUUUUAAAAUCUUGAUUGAGCAUUAUGCACUAUAGGUAAAGAAAACUAGAUAUUUUGUCUGUGAAGCUGUGAAAGGGCACCGUUUUAUUAAUAUGAGAUAGAAUCACUAUUGCUCCAGAUAUAAACGACAUACCCCUCCUAGGAAAAGGGUAUAAAUAUAUAGAUUCCUUCUUUACGGAUAUAACUCCAUGUGUAGCAGCACGAUUUUGCAUCGAUGCACAUGAGUAUCAUUAAAUAUGUAUUUGAUACAAUUGGAUAAAAAUUACAUUGUGCUUCGCGCACACGCGCGCGUGUCACACCACACA